AUGCUUACUCUGCGCAAAGACACCAAUCCCAAUUUGUGCAACAAAAGGGGUCUGUCAGCGUUAAUGUACUCCUCCAUCCUUGGACAUGUCGAUGUCAUUCAGGCCCUCAUUUCGACCAGUAGAAUAAAUCCAAACUUACAGGAUGUCAAAGGCACUACUGCCCUCAUGUAUGCCUCCCAUAUGGGUCACGUCGACGCCGUCUGUGCCCUGCUUGCAUGUCCAAAUAUCGAUAUCAACGCCACGGACGUAAAUGGACGCACUCCACUUCUGUAUGCUUGCUUAAAGGAUCGCACAGAUGUAGCCAUUCUCUUGCUCCAGGCACCAGGAAUUAACGUCAAUUCCCAAGACUGCAAUGGACACAGUCCACUUCUACUUGCUGCAGCAAAGAACUCUAUGGGAAUUCUUGAAGCGCUGCUAGAGUUUCCAGGACUAGUAACCAAUAUGAAGGACAGAAGCGGGAAUACGCCACUUUCCGUUGCAAUAGUUCGUGGCCAUAAUGACAUUGUGAAGGCUCUUCUCCCUAUUUCUAGCAUCAAGGUGGAUAUCUCAAACGGUCAGGGUACCAUGGCGCUUGCCUGUGCUACCAUUAAAAGCCAUGUUCCUAUUGUGAACACCCUCUUGGCAUCUGGAAACAUCAAUCCCAAUGUGUAUAUGGUAGGAUCAGAUCGGUUGUACGAGUUCAUUCGUAGGCAAUUGCGAUAUUCGCCAGAAAAACACAUCGAACAUGCAGAAGGAAUGACACCGCUGAUGCUCGCGUCAUGUGCAGGACAUACAGAGGUCGUCAAACAUCUUCUAACAGUACCUGGAAUUGACGUCAAUCUGGGAAACGAGCCCAGCUACACAUUGGCCACGUAUACUGGUGGAAGCAAUGAUAAUUCAGUUGUGGAUUCGUUCUUAACAGGGAUGGACCUCAGAAACACGUGUUUCAAGUGCAGUGGAAUUACAGCGCUCAUGUUCGCCGCCGGGAAAGGUCAUGCUGAUGUGCUGGAGCAUCUUUUAACAGUUUCUGAAAUUGAUGUUAAUAGAGGAGAUUGCUAUGGAACAACGGCUCUUAUGCAUGCUUCGAGAUGGGGUCACUAUUCGACUGUGGAGAUCAUUCUUGCCUUUCCAGAUGUAGAUGUCAAUAUCCAAACCAAUGUCGGAGAAACAGCACUUUCAUGGGCAUCAGAAAAUGGUCAUGUUGAAAUCGUCAAGCGUCUCCUAUUCAUCCCAGGAAUAAAGGUUAAUAUGCAAAAUUCCAAUGGAUGGACAGCUCUGAUGUAUGCUUCGUACCACGGUCAUCUUUCUACUGUAGACGCUCUCCUUGAAUUCGGAGAGGUGGAUUCAAAUCUUCAGACCACACUCGGAGACACGGCGAUUUUAUGGGCACUAGACAAUGGACAUCUAGACAUCGUUGAGCACCUGUUAUCCGUCAGGGGAAUAAAGGUUGACAUACAAGAUCACCAAGGCUGGUCAGCUCUGAUAGCUGCUUCAAAAUGUGGUCACUGUUCUGUUGUGGACAUCAUUCUUGGCUUUUUCAAGGUGGAUGUAAAUACCCAAACAAAAUGUGGAGGCACAGCACUUUUAUGGGCGUCAAGAAAUAACCACCUUGACGUUGUUAAGCGCCUGCUGUCCGUCCCGGGAAUAAUGAUUAAUACACAAGAUAACGAAGGAUGGACGGCUCUCAUGCGUGCUUCCCAAAAUGCUCACUAUUCCAUUGUGGACGUCAUUCUUGGUUGUCCGGAGGUGGAUGUAAAUAUCCAAAAUACGCAUGGAGACACCGUGUUUUCAUGGGCAUCAGGCAAUGGACACAUUGAAAUUGUUCAGCGCCUGCUGUUGGUACAGGGAAUCCAGAUUAACAUACAAGAUAAUGACGGAUGGACUGCUCUGAUGAAUGUUUCCCACAAUGGUCAUCGUUCUAUUGUGGACACAAUUCUUGCUUUUCCGGACGUGGAUGUAAAUGUACAAAACAAGGUUGGAGAAACAGCACUGUUAUGGGCAUUACGCAAUGGUCAUAUUGACAUUGUUGAGCGCCUGCUGACCAUCCCGGCAAUAAAUGUAAAUGCACAAGGCCCAAAUGGAUAUACAGCUCUCAUGGUUGCUUUGAUAUAUGGUCACUGUUCCGUCGUGGAAGCUAUCCUUCGUAUUCCGGACGUGGAUGUAAACAUCCAAAAUAGCGUCGGCGAGACAGCACUUUUAUGGGCAUCUGAAAAUGGAUAUCCUGAAAUUGUUAUGCGCCUAUUGUCCGUGCCGAAUAUAAAGGUCAAUACACAAUGUGACGAUGGAUGCACCGCUCUUCUGCACGCUUCAAAAAAUAGCAACUGUUCUGUUGUGGAAGCAAUUCUUGAAUUCCCAGAAGUGAACGUGAAUAUCCAAAACAAAUGUGGAGAUACAGCACUUGCAUGGGCAUUAAGCAAUGCUAACCUUAGCAUUGCCAAUUGCCUUCUCUCUGUCACUGAAACAAACGUCAAUACACAGUUUAAUGACGGAUGGACGGCUCUCAUAUAUGCUUCGUAUAACGGUUACGAUUAUAUCGUGGAUGCUAUCCUUGGUUUCCAAGGGGUGGAGGUUAAUAUCGAAACCAAUCGCGGGAAAACAGCGCUCAUGUUUGCAUCCUGGAAUGGCCAUGCUGACAUUGCAAAACGUCUUUUAUCAAUGCCUGGUAUAGAUGUUAAUGCACAAGAUAUUGACGGAUAUACAGCUCUUAUCUAUGCUUCGGACCGGGGCCACAUUUCAGUUGUGGAUGCGCUUCUUGGUUUCCCAGCUGUGAAUGUCAAUUUCCGAGCAGCAAAACGUGGAUUGACAGCAUUGGUAUGCGCAUCUUGGAAUGGACACACUGAGGUCGUAAGACGCCUCCUGACAAUUCCCGCGAUCAACGUAAAUUUGCGAUAUUGCAAUGGCUAUACAGCAUUGGAAUGGGCGCGGAGAAUUGGACACCAAUCUGUGGUCGAUAUCCUGCUUUCCCAUCCCGGAGUCACCGAUGAGUGCACUGCGCUGGUGGUAUACCAGCCCGUCUAA
This is a messenger RNA of Psilocybe cubensis, 2997 nucleotides long. RefSeq lists its product as uncharacterized. The coding region runs from base 1 to 2997 and encodes 998 amino acids. The record is from RefSeq and is a predicted model, not a curated record. NCBI's taxonomy places the organism in Eukaryota, Fungi, Basidiomycota, Agaricomycetes, Agaricales, Agrocybaceae. The transcript has a single exon. Gene Ontology annotation, molecular function: protein binding.